Trichomonas vaginalis G3 is the source of this 522-nucleotide messenger RNA. Its product is annotated as FKBP-type peptidyl-prolyl cis-trans isomerase family. Lineage: Eukaryota; Parabasalia; Trichomonadida; Trichomonadidae. The coding region runs from base 1 to 522 and encodes 173 amino acids. The transcript has a single exon. Gene Ontology annotation, molecular function: peptidyl-prolyl cis-trans isomerase activity. The record is from RefSeq and is a predicted model, not a curated record.
AUGAACGCUAAGAAAUCCAAUUUCAGGCAUUCAAAGAAAGUAAAGAAGACAACUUUCUGCUCACAAUAUGGCAAAUAUUUCCUUAUUGGUUUAGGCGUCCUUGUUGUUGGCGCAAUGGUUGGAUUAGCACUCUGGCCAAAUCCAAACAUUCCAAAGCCACAACCAUAUGUCAAACCGGGUAAAAUCCAUGUUACAGAAGAUAAGGGCGUUACAAAGGACAUUAUUACAGCUGGUGCAGGCGAAAUUGGCCAAGAUGGUGAUUUUGCAGUUGUUGACUACAAUAUCUCUCUUCCAAAUGGUACUCUCUUAUAUACCGACAACAAGUUCAAAUUUGAACUUGGCGCUGAAAACGUAUUUAAAGGAUUCAAUAUUGCUGUCAAAUCAAUGAAGGUUAAUGAAACAUCCAAGUUCGUUAUCACUCCAAAGUACGGCAUCAGCAUUAAGAAGGUGCCACCAACUAACAUCGUCCUUCAAGCUAGACUUCACAAUCUUACCAAGAAGGAAAGCGCUCCAGCUAAAUAA